CUUAUAUGUAAAUAUACCAUAGUUGCGCUCUGACAUGUAAAAGUAAUAAUGGCGGUGAUUGUGGCGCUCUUCGUCUUGGCAUUGAUCUGGAUUCCUGUGAGUGCUGUGAGCUUGUCAUGUUCAUGUCACCAAAAUUGGACCCAUGUCUUAACGACGGACGCGAAUGGUGUGGUCACAUUUGGUUCCAAGACUGACCUUAUCUCCGCGGCCAUGACCGGAAGUGACGUCAGAAUAUAUAUGCGUUUGUGGGUCAACUACUACACGAGCGUCCAAAAUCUCCAUACAGUCGGGGACAACAUCUGCGGACAGGCCUUGUUUCACAUCGGCAAAGCGACAUGGCGAACGUUCCAGGAUAACGCGUACUGGUGGUUCCUAAACGUCUGUACGACGGGAAGUGUUCAGAUGAUGCGUUAUUACGUCGGCAAACACGUUUCAGUCAGCACAAACGUCGGUACCUAUCAAAUGAAGUGGUUUGUGAGGGGUAGCGGGCCAACGGUAUAUAAACACACGAGCAGCGGAACAUCACUCAGUGGAGAUGUGAGGGACGUCAUCACUGACGUGAGCCAUGGCGCUGACGUUCGCGGAGUGGUGGAGAGCUUGGCUUACACGACAAAAAUGGAUAACGUGCAGAUUUCGGAUACCGGUGACCUAGUUGUUGGCCAAGCCGUGUGGCAUGUCAGUCAAAAGUUCACGCCUCCCAAUAUUGAGUUCCAGGGUAACGACUAUUGGUGGUUCAGUAAUUUCGCCACUGACGGAGACCACCAAUUGUCCAAGUGGAAAAUAGGGGAGCACGGGCAUGUUGCAUGGGUCGCAAAUGAAGAUAGGCAAAUAACUUGGUAUACAGACACGUGUUGGCAGCUGGCCUAUCAGCACGACUCGGCCGGGAACGGACUGCAGGGCUCCCUAGAAAUGCUGCGGUCCGCUGCGGAGAGUGGCCAUCGCGUGAAGCUGCUGAUUGGCGACAUGUCUGUUGAACCCGAUGAAGUGAGAAUCCGCGGUGCCCACGUAAACGCCAUAAUCCUCAGUAAAGUUUUGAAGGACAGCAGUAACAUCAAGGAGUUUGAUUCUGAGGGAGUGUGGGACUGGAGCAUAGUGACAACGACAGGGACGCAGACGACGCUGAGGCUGCGGGUGGGAGAGGCGAUUGAGACGACUGGCAGCCGCGUUACCACGACAACGGCGGUGACUUGGUUUAUAGACACGCGGCCCUGGCGGAAGGUCCUGGCUCACGACGAAUUCGGCACAGUAACUUCCGGUUCCAAGGCUGCGCUGACAGACGCUGUGAUGCAAGGUGCGAGAAUUAGAUACAUAAUGGGAAUUGACGAAAUCGGUUCAAUAACUAUUCAUAAAGCGGACAACAUUGACAUUAGUGGGGCGGACAUUGGCGCCAUGCAUGUUCGAUCUGUGAGUGUGGAGAAAACUCCUAGAUCUACAGCGGAGCUUCGCUUUAAAACGAAUCCUUAUUGGUGUUUCACCAUGGCCGUCACCACGGGUUUCGUGGACAUGUCCCGAUGGACGGUUGGGGAACAUACAGACAGAGGGCACACCAGUCGGACAUCUGCAAUCGAGUGGUUCGUCAACAAUUAAAGGGCAACUAUUCCUCGGAGUUCUACAAUUUCCAUUUCUUUCUUUUCUUUUAUUACGCUCAACACAUUAUGCAUGUGAAUAGAGGUAUGCAUUAUAUUAUAAUAUAAUAUAAUUAUAAUAUAUAAAACAACAAAUAAUGAACCAGGUUUUUGGGGUCAGAUGUUAAAGCAUUAUGUAUUUGAAUUUGAAAUGACAUAAGAUACACUUUACCAUAAUAAGUUAUAGCCGAACUACUCAUCUUUAGAAUAGUAGGUUAUAUUGCCAGGUGGGUUUCGCAAUGUUUUAAACACAAAAUAUAUUAAUUUGCUUGAGAGUAUUAGCUUUUCACAAACAUUCUCACACAUUAUCUUAUAGAAAGGUAUUAUAUUGGCAUCAUUUCUAUGAAUAGCUGGUAAAUAUUUUUCUUCUUUCAUUUGCAAAGUGUGUGCAUUUCAGAAAGUAAUGAAAUUCAUCGCCAGUGUCAUUACAGUUACAUACAGUACAUUUUUUCGGUCUUUUCUUUGAAUACCAUGCCAGCGACCCGUCUCAACGGGCAAAUAAUUAUUGCAAAGUCUGAAAUUUAUGAGCGGCUGGAUAAACAUUUCUGGAAUUAUACCAUAAAAAUCUUCAAACUUAUGAUUCGUUUUGUAAAUCCUAUAAUUGUAACACUCUGGAGACUCAUUUA
This is a messenger RNA of Mya arenaria, 2251 nucleotides long. RefSeq lists its product as uncharacterized. The transcript is spliced from 5 exons. The record is from RefSeq and is a predicted model, not a curated record. Bases 49 to 1587 code for a protein of 512 amino acids. NCBI's taxonomy places the organism in Eukaryota, Metazoa, Mollusca, Bivalvia, Myida, Myidae.